AUGAAGAAAACCGAAAGUCAAGCUUCAUUAUCAGAGGAUGAAGAUUAUAAUAUUGGAGAUGGAUUAACUGCUCCGGAAGGCUUUCACCCAAUAGCCUGCAUUCAAUGUCGAUCUCUACACAAAAAGUGUGAUAAAAAGCUUCCUGAAUGCUCUAAAUGUUCAGCCAGAGGACUCAAAUGUACAUACAAUACACCAAGAAAACGAGGAAAAGGCUCGGACGCUUAUCCAACCAAAACGGAGAGAAGGAAAAAGUCAUCAUCGUCCAAUAAUACUGACAAAUCAAAUAGUACUCCCUCAAUUGACAAUCAACUACAACAUCAAUUACUCAAUAGCAUGCCUCUAAAUUUACCAACCACCAUCCCAUCAUCAUCUCUUCCGUACACUUCACCAACUCACAUAAACGGUCAGUCACCACAAUUUCCACAAACAAUGUCAAGUACAGUUUCACCAAUGAAUGUGGUAGAAUUGUAUUAUACUUUCCUUUGUAGUGGACAUCCCGUUUUGAAAAGGGUCAAAUUUGAAUUUUUUGUAAAGACAUGUUUACAACAAUUUUUGAAUGGUUCACCACAAAUUAUUGUUCCUCCCAAUGAAUUUAUCACAACAGAGGCUGAGAUGAAGUGUUUAUUUGCCUUUUACUUGUCAGCAUUGGCUUUAUCUGAACAAAUUACUGCUCAGUUGAGCUUUGCUCAAGUCACAGCCAAGAGAUGUGAAUUGGAAAUUGCCAAACUCUCGACAGAUUACUUUUCAAACUUUUACUUUGUUGGAGCUUGUCACAAUAUGGGAGCAUACUUUAUUGGAUAUGGAGAUUUACCAAGGUCUAGAUACUAUUUAUUAUUUGGAGAUUUCUACUUUUCGGAGAAUCAAAACAGAACUUUGGAUUUAUAUGAGAAGAAUUUAGAGAAACAUAGAGCUUUUGUUGUGGGUGGAGCUGAGCAACAUUCCCCAAAUGAGUUUGCCAUUUUCAUCAAGGGGUUACCAAAGAUUUUGGAAGUUUCUCUGGACAAGUCAAUUUCUGAGAUAUUGUUGCCUGGUACAUGGGACUAUUUGAAAAACGCUGUUGUCACAACUGAAAAUUUCAUGCUUUUCAAACAAGUUAUUGAAGCAGUGUUCAAUGCAGUUUCUAGCUAUCGUCAACGUUUAAUCAAAAUGAUGGUUGAUUGUCACUCGGAGACAUUUUUCAAAUCUCAACAUAUGCAUUCAUUCAUUAUUGUGGAGGGAUUCAAAUUAUUAUUCUUGAGUAGAAUACCUGAUAUUUCUCCAAGUGCUGUGGAAGAGAUUGCACUCAAAAUUACGUUAAUGACUGAACAUGAACUAUUUCCUAUUACCACAACUUGUCAAUAUCAUUUGGACAUUUGUAAAUUAAUUGAGAGAGGAUUAAGACCUAGGAUUUCCUCAAUUACCACAUCAUCUAAAAAGGUUAUUACUGUGGAUUAUUUUACAUUCUUGGAGAAGGAUUACCGAGCAAUUACAACACUUGCCAAACGAUAUGUGCGGCUAUCUACUGCAUAUAAACCACUAAUUGACGAAAUGGAAGCAGUAAUUCAAAGAAAUCUAAUGCCACAAAACAACUUCCCACUUCCUCAAAAAGAAAUGAUAGUAACCGAUAGAAAUAGUAAUGCAUCAGCCAAUAGCUCUCCAGUCUCUCAAAAUGAUGCUGUCCUAUCAGCUCUGUUAAGCUAUCUAGAAGGUGUCACAAAGAAUAUGAAACAACAACCACCACCAACCUAUGAUCAAUUCCCAAACAAUUCUUUUGACGCAGGUUCUUAUGAAAAUUAUCAAGCUGCAGCACAAGUUGUAACAACUCCAUCAGCAUACACAUUGUAUCCUGCUUUUAGAUCAUUCCAAGCUUUGAAAACAAAGGAAGAAGAAGAUGAUAAGCAAUGGUUGACUUAUUGGUCAGUUUAUGCUUUUGUGAUCACUUUCGAAUGCUUUUUCGAAUGGUUAAUUUAUUGGAUUCCUUUCUAUUUUGAAGUUAAAAUUCUCUUCUUGUUGUGGUUGAUCUUUAAAGUUAAUACAAACUUUGGUGGAGCUCACUUUGUUUAUAAUUGUUACAUUGAACCAUUCAUGUCCAGUAGAGAGAAAGUUAUUGAUGAUUUAUUGAAUCAGUUUGGAUUAGGAUGGUUGGAUUUAUCUAAAAAGAAAGCUGAAUAAUUUCAAAAGUAAUUUCUAAUAAACAUCUCUCCAAUUUGUACU
This is a messenger RNA of Naegleria gruberi, 2193 nucleotides long. Its product is annotated as TB2_DP1_HVA22 domain-containing protein. The transcript is spliced from 7 exons. Gene Ontology annotation, molecular function: DNA-binding transcription factor activity, RNA polymerase II-specific; zinc ion binding. Gene Ontology annotation, biological process: regulation of DNA-templated transcription. NCBI's taxonomy places the organism in Eukaryota, Heterolobosea, Eutetramitea, Acrasida, Naegleriidae. The coding region runs from base 1 to 2151 and encodes 716 amino acids. The record is from RefSeq and is a predicted model, not a curated record.